This is a messenger RNA of Hevea brasiliensis (rubber tree), 2610 nucleotides long. RefSeq names its product leucine-rich repeat receptor protein kinase EMS1-like. The record is from RefSeq and is a predicted model, not a curated record. Bases 1714 to 2472 code for a protein of 252 amino acids. Lineage: Eukaryota; Viridiplantae; Streptophyta; Magnoliopsida; Malpighiales; Euphorbiaceae. The transcript has 2 exons. Gene Ontology annotation, molecular function: protein binding.
GGGAAGUAAAGAAACGCACUUAUAUCCAAUACGUGCUUAGAACUGUUUCUAGUCAAUUAUAGAUUUUAAAAUUGUGAAAUAUGGUUCCAAUUUUCCCUUUAAAAAGGAUUAAACGUUAAUCUGCAGUUUUAUUAGAAAACUUUCAUCUAAAUCCUUUGCAGCUCAGCAGGGCCUUGACCGUUUGAUAAUUUUUGGAGACCCUUUCAUUUCUUUUGUUUAUCUGUUGUUAACUGGAGAAUAUGUUUGUGUUGGAGUUGCUCAGUUGGUGCAAUGCAACGCAGCUGAUAGAGAAGCUCUUCUUGACUUCAAAAUCGGUCUUAAUGAUUCAUGGAACCAGCUAUCCUCAUGGCAAGGAACCAAUUGUUGUCAAUGGUCGGGAAUAUCUUGUGAUGAGUAUUACUGGUGCUGUUCUUUCAGUUGAUAUCUCUCUAGAUAUCCCAAAUUCAUCAGGUCUGCAGCCAUUGAACUCAAGUCCUUGAAACAUUUGGACUUGAGUGGGAACAACUUCAGUGGUAAAAUUCCUCAUUUCUUUUCCUUUUUGGAGAAUUUGCUAUAUCUAAACCUGUCAUUUGCUGGGUUUAGUGGCGCAAUCCCUCCAAAUCUUGGAAAUCUCUCUAGCUUGCAGUUUCUUGAUGUCCCUUCUUAUAGUUUAAAUGUUGAUAAUGUUGAAUGGGUGAGUGGUCUUGUCUCACUAAAACAUUUGGCUAUGAAUUAUGUUGACCUUUCAAAGGUUGGAAUAGGAUGGGUUGUGGCAUUAAACAAGCUUCCAUUUUUAGCCGAGUUGCAUUUAGCUGAGUGCGGCUUAUCCAAUUUCAUCUAUUCUCUUCCUUCUGUUAAUUUGUCUUCACUUGCAGUCCUAGACCUUCCAUCCAAUUCCAAGUUACCAAAUUGGCUUGUGAAUAUUAGCAGCCUUGUAUCUGUUGACAUCAGCGACAGCAGCUUGCCUGGAAGGAUUCCACUAGGUUUUAGUGAACUUCCAAAUUUGAAGUCACUAGAAGUUCACUAAAACUUCAUGAUAAUGAAAAUGUCCCAGCAAGUUGCUAUCAGUUAUUUCUUGGAAGCUGGAAAAAGAUAGAAGUUCUAGAUCUUUCUGCCAGCAAGUUACAUGGGAGACUUCUUGCUUCCCUUGGAAAUAUGACGUCUCUGUUUUAUCUUGAUUGAUCUUGGAAUGGUAUCAAAGGUGAGAUUCCAAGCUCCAUCGGUAGCCUAUGUAACAUACAGGUAAUUGAUUUGUCAUUUAAUUGCCUGACAAGAGGUUUGCCAAACUCGCUGGGCCACCUCAAAAAUCUUAUUCAUCUCUAUUUGCAGAAUAACUUGCUUCAAGGUCCUAUCCCUGCUUUCAUUGGAAAUUUACAGUAUUUGGCUCAUCUUGGACUCAGCUCAAAUAAGCUAAAUGGCACUUUUCCAGAUAGCUUAGGACUGCUCUCUGAGUUGUGUCUCCUUGAUGUUUCCUUCAAUGAAUUGACAGGUGUCAUUUCAGAAGCACAUUUUUUGAGGCUAAGUAAAUUGAAGUUCUUGUGGUUGUCUAGAAACUCACUCAUUUUCAAUGUCAGUUACAAUUGGAUCCCUCCAUUCCAAAUCUCUACACUGGAUAUUGGAUCAUGCCAUGUUGAUCCUUCCUUUCCUAUUUGGCUUAGAUCUCAAAAAGAUAUAAAAUAUUUAUGUCUCUCAAACAGCAGUAUUUCAGGCUCUAUACCAAACUGGCUUUGGGUUAUGUCUGGCAACCUGUCUAUUUUAGAUGUUUCUUCCAAUCAUUUAAAGGGCCAUUUGCCAAAUCCGUUGAAUACAAGUCCAAAUGCAAACCUCUUCCUACUAGAGCUUUCCAAUAACCAAUUAUCUGGUCCCAUACCAAGCAAUAUUGAUCAAAUCAUGCCUCUAUACUUUCUCUCUCUUUCUGGUAACCAGCUGAAUGGUCAAAUCCCAGCCUUAAUUGGAGAGAUGAAUAAUCUUGAAGUAUUGGAUCUUUCAAGAAAUAAUUUGACAGGAAGCAUUCGUUCAAGCAUUGGGAAUUGUCUUACCCUCUAUGUUCUAGACCUUCAAAACAACAAUUUGUUUGGUGGCAUUCCAAGAUCUAUGGGUCAGUUACGUGAGCUUCGAACACUUCACCUGGUCAACAACAGAUUAUCAUUGUUGGAAACUUUGGACCUCUCGAACAAUAGGCUGACAGGUCUCUGCGGGGAUCCCCCCACUUUGAAAUGUCUAGAUGCUGAUUCAAACAAUUGGGGAAGCCGUGAUGAUUCAGAUGGUGGAAGGAAAGAUGAGGCAGAUGAUGGUAAUGGCUUCAUUGAUAAGUGGUUUUACUUGAGCGUUGGGUUGGGAUUUGCAGUAGGUUUGCUGCUUCCUUAUUUGAUAUUUGCAAUCAAAAGAUCCUGGGGUGGAGCAUACUUUGCUUUUGUGGAUGGAACUGCUUAUAGAUUGUCUACUAGAAAAAUGAGAGCAGCAACAAGAAGAAGAAUUUGGGGCACAUGCUGAGGUUUCUUUAUCUACUUUUCUUUUUUUCUGUGAAUUUUCAUUUUCUUGUACAAUCUGCAGACAAAUCAUUGAUGUAAUUUUGCUAGUCUUCCAUGUAGAAGUUUUUCUAAUUUUCAGAAUAAACUUUCUGUUAUGAUA